Molecule: messenger RNA, 576 nt
Organism: Closterium sp. NIES-65
Lineage: Eukaryota; Viridiplantae; Streptophyta; Zygnematophyceae; Desmidiales; Closteriaceae
Source: the annotation of a GenBank genome assembly
AUGGAUUACUACGCCGUGCUGGGCGUGCGGCGCGACGCGAGCUCGCACGAAAUCAAGGCGGCGUACAGGCGGCAGGCCAUGAAGUGCCACCCGGACCGCGUGCAUGCUGCUGGUAAGGGCGCCACCAGGGGCGCACAGGACGCCGCUGCUGCUCGCUUCCGAGCCAUCGCCGAGGCGUAUGAGGUGCUGGGAAAUGAGGCGCGCAGGCGUGCAUACAACAGCCGCCAGCACGCAUGGCGGCAGCGGGCGGGCCAUGGGGGCACAUGGGACUCGUGGCGGAGGCAGCACAGCCAUGCAGAGUGGGAUGCCGGGCGAACGGACGGCGGAUGGGUGGCGGCAGUGAGCAGAGGCAUGGGACCUGCUGACCUCGCCUUCCAUGCUGCCAUUGGCAGCCUUAUUGUGGGCGGGCUAGUGCUGGGCGGCUCAGCUGGGGACUACCUAUGGGCCUCGGCCAACCGAGGGAAAUCAUUUGAGGAGGCGAUGGCAAGAAUAGGUACCACUAGGGCAGCACCUCCUGUGGCAAAUGCUGACAAUGCUGAUGCCCAAGACACCGGAUGGGGCACAUCGCCCUCGUAG